GAAAAAAACAAAAAGAAAUUAUUCAUUUAAUAAAAUAAUUAGAAAAAUAAAAUAUACUAAAUUCAAUUAUAAGCGCAAAUAAAGCAGAAAGAAUACUUUUUUAGUACAAACAAAUAUACGCUUUAAAUCUCAAAAGAAAAAACAUUUUAAUUAAAAAUGAAUUAAAUAAGUUAAAAUAAGCAAUAUUAAAGCUAAAUAAAUUAUAAUUUCAAGUAAGGAGUGCAAAAUAAUAGAUUUUAGACAGACUUCAAUUAAAAUGCUUAUUAAGCUAAUUAAUUCAACUUUUAGCAACAAAAUCAGAACAUGAUGGAUUACAAUUAAAAUGUAUAAUACUAAUAACCUGAUCAACAAAUGUAUUAACAAAAUUAAUAGUACUAUAGUUAACAAAAUCAAAAUUAGCAACUAGGAAAUAAUGGAAUGGAAAACUAUCAGAUGUAACCUAAUGACAUGCAAGUGAAUUCAAUGAAUAUGCAAUAUUAAAAUUAAUAUGAUUAUAAUUAGAUGUAAUAAUAUUAGCAAAAUGGUGAAUUUUACAAUCAAUAAAAUCCAAAUAAUUUAAAUAAUCCAAAUGGUUAAAUGAUUGAUAAUAACUAAAACCAAUAAUAUAAUCAAUAAGCUUAUUAUAACUAAAAUAUGUAGUAAUUUGAUUAGCAGCAAAUGUAAUAUAUCAACUAAGUCUAAUAAUAAAAAAAAGGUAUAAUAGAUAUGACUAAUUACUAAAUACCUUCCUUCUAGAAAGCUUAACAAAUUGACCCAGAUUUAACAUAAGAACAAUACAAUUUAUACACACAGAUUAUCUAAAAAGAAGAAGCUUUAAAUAGUACAUUUCAAAAAUUAGUUAGCAAAGAUUUAAUUUUUUGCAUGGAUAAAAUACAUAUUUAUCCCUUCUUAACAAGAAUAUGUAAAAAGCUAGCUUAGGAACAAAAAAAUGAUACAAGUGUUCUUGAAUGUGGUAGGAGAAUAUGCAUUAACUGUUUGGUUGUCUAUCUAAUUAAAAAGACCAGUUAUAACUAUGUCUAAAAGCUUAUAACAAAACAAAAUUAGUAAGACAAAACAUAUUUAUAAUACCUUGAUGAUUUUAAAUACUUUAAAAUAAAAUGCCCUAGCUAAGAUUGCUAAGAAGAAUAAGGUAAUUGCUAUCUUCAAAGAAAGUAAGUCGAAGAUAUGAUAAAUUGUAGACAAGGUUUUAUAAAUAAAUGA
Tetrahymena thermophila SB210 is the source of this 1200-nucleotide messenger RNA. RefSeq lists its product as hypothetical. The transcript has 3 exons. The record is from RefSeq and is a predicted model, not a curated record. Lineage: Eukaryota; Ciliophora; Oligohymenophorea; Hymenostomatida; Tetrahymenidae.